AUGAAGAAAGCCCACAAACAACCCACACAGUUAUCAAAAUCAUUGAUAGUUUGUCAAGAAGCAAUAUUGAUCAAACCAGAUUUCCAUUCACAAUGGAAAUUACAUCAAGUAAUCUAUGCAGGUGAUCAAAUUAUAAAGAUUUUGGAUACAGCAAGCUGUAAUUUGAGAUAUAAAAUGGUAAAACAUUGGGAUUUAGAAGAAAUUAAAGUUAUAAGACAUUUUCAUGGUCAUCUUACUAUUAGUGGAGUUUAUUCUUCAAGUUAUAUAUUUGAUCAACCAUAA
Messenger RNA from Melampsora larici-populina 98AG31, 282 nucleotides. RefSeq lists its product as uncharacterized. Lineage: Eukaryota; Fungi; Basidiomycota; Pucciniomycetes; Pucciniales; Melampsoraceae. The transcript is spliced from 6 exons. The record is from RefSeq and is a predicted model, not a curated record. Bases 1 to 282 code for a protein of 93 amino acids.